Anolis carolinensis (green anole) is the source of this 6285-nucleotide messenger RNA. RefSeq names its product PITPNM family member 3 (gene pitpnm3). Gene Ontology annotation, cellular component: COPII-coated ER to Golgi transport vesicle; cytoplasm. Lineage: Eukaryota; Metazoa; Chordata; Lepidosauria; Squamata; Anolidae. The record is from RefSeq and is a predicted model, not a curated record. Gene Ontology annotation, molecular function: glycerophospholipase activity; metal ion binding. Bases 1482 to 4475 code for a protein of 997 amino acids. The transcript is spliced from 20 exons.
AAUGGAUAAUAAUAUACAAUAAUGAUGGAUAAUAAUAAUGGAUAAUAUAAUAUACAAUAAUAACACAUCAUAAUAAUAAUGGAUAAUAAUAAUAAUGGAUAAUAAGGUAAUGUACAAUAAUAACAAAACAUAGAUAAUAAUGGAUAAUAAUAUACAAUAAUGAUGGAUAAUAAUAAUGGAUAAUAUAAUAUACAAUAAUAACACAUCAUAAUAAUAAUGGAUAAUAAUAAUAAUGGAUAAUAAGGUAAUGUACAAUAAUAACAAAACAUAGAUAAUAAUGGAUAAUAAUAUACAAUAAUGAUGGAUAAUAAUAAUGGAUAAUAUAAUAUACAAUAAUAACACAUCAUAAUAAUAAUGGAUAAUAAUAAUAAUGGAUAAUAAGGUAAUGUACAAUAAUAACAAAACAUAGAUAAUAAUGGAUAAUAAUAUACAAUAAUGAUGGAUAAUAAUAAUGGAUAAUAUAAUAUACAAUAAUAACACAUCAUAAUAAUAAUGGAUAAUAAUAAUAAUGGAUAAUAAGGUAAUGUACAAUAAUAACAAAACAUAGAUAAUAAUGGAUAAUAAUAUACAAUAAUGAUGGAUAAUAAUAAUGGAUAAUAUAAUAUACAAUAAUAACACAUCAUAAUAAUAAUGGAUAAUAAUAAUAAUGGAUAAUAAGGUAAUGUACAAUAAUAACAAAACAUAGAUAAUAAUGGAUAAUAAUAUACAAUAAUGAUGGAUAAUAAUAAUGGAUAAUAUAAUAUACAAUAAUAACACAUCAUAAUAAUAAUGGAUAAUAAUAAUAAUGGAUAAUAAGGUAAUGUACAAUAAUAACAAAACAUAGAUAAUAAUGGAUAAUAAUAUACAAUAAUGAUGGAUAAUAAUAAUGGAUAAUAUAAUAUACAAUAAUAACACAUCAUAAUAAUAAUGGAUAAUAAUAAUAAUGGAUAAUAAGGUAAUGUACAAUAAUAACAAAACAUAGAUAAUAAUGGAUAAUAAUAUACAAUAAUGAUGGAUAAUAAUAAUGGAUAAUAUAAUAUACAAUAAUAACACAUCAUAAUAAUAAUGGAUAAUAAUAAUAAUGGAUAAUAAGGUAAUGUACAAUAAUAACAAAACAUAGAUAAUAAUGGAUAAUAAUAUACAAUAAUGAUGGAUAAUAAUAAUGGAUAAUAUAAUAUACAAUAAUAACACAUCAUAAUAAUAAUGGAUAAUAAUAAUAAUGGAUAAUAAGGUAAUGUACAAUAAUAACAAAACAUAGAUAAUAAUGGAUAAUAAUAUACAAUAAUGAUGGAUAAUAAUAAUGGAUAAUAAUACAUCAUAAUAAUGGAUAAUAAUAUAAUAUACAAUAAUAAUACAUCAUAUUAUUCUUUCUGUUUUUGUCUCUCUCUCUCUCUUAUUUUGUGGACGCGGCUCCUUUAAAUCAAGGUGGGAGGGGGAGGCAGCUGAGAGGAAGGAAGGAAGGAAGGAAAGAAAGAAGGAGAGAAGGAAGGAAGGAAGGAAGGAUGUCCAGCUGCAAGGACAGGAGGAGGAGGAGGAGGAGGAGAGCCCCCCGACACCCAGCCCCCCACUGGCACCCCAGUGACUCGGUGGAGAUGAGCUCCGAGGGCGAGGAAGACGAGGAGGAGGAGGAGGAGGAGGAGUUCUUUGACGCCCGAGAGGAAGUGUCCGAAGGGAAGAGCGCGGCCUCGGCCAUCCUCCUGGGCAUGAGCCAGUGGAACUCCAACGACCUGGUCGAGCAGAUCGAGACCAUCGGGAAGCACAUGGAGCACGGCCCCGCUGGAGAAGAGGCCCCGUUCUGCUCCUCGGGCGUCCUGCAAGAGAAGCAACGGGAAUUGUACCGGGCCUCUCUGCGGAAGCACCGCUAUCCCGCGCAGGGCAGCAUCGAGAUCCACGAAGACAACGAGGAAGCGUCCGCUCACCCGCACUGCCCGACGCAGGUCCUGAUCCUGGUUCUGCACGGAGGGAACCUGCUGGACUCGGGGACCGAGGAGGAGGCGGCAAGUGGCAAGGAGGCUGACCUCAGCACCUUCGCGGUCGCCUUCGAGGAGGUCGCCCGGGCCCACUUCCCCGCCGCCGCUUCCAGACGUGUCCUGCUCCGCCUGGUGCCUUGUCCGGCCGUCUGCGCCCAGGCCUUCUCCCUCAUCACCCACCUGACGCCCUUCAAUGAGGAGGAGGGCCCGCUGGGGGUCAAUGAGGACCACCUCCCACUGGCCGCCCUCCCGCUGCUGGCCAUCUCCUCCCCGGAGUACCAGGGCGCCGUGGCCACCGUCAUCAGCCGUGCCAACCAGGUCUACGCCCAGUUCCUCCGCUCCCCCGAGGGACACGGCUUCAGUGGCCAGGUCUGCCUGAUCGGGGACUGCGUGGGGGGCAUCCUGGGCUUCGACGCCAUCUGCUUCAGCGCGGGGCCGGCCGACGAGAGCCGAGCCAGCAGCCGCCGGGGCAGUGCCAGCAGCGCGCAGGACAACUCACUCACCGCCGAAGACUCCAACCUGGGGGAGGUCCAGCGACUCAGCAAGAGCAACAACGACGUCUCCGAGACCAUGGAAGAGGAGGGGGAGCAGUCGCCCCGGCAACCGUUGCCGCGGAAACAGAGCGGGGACUCCGCCUACGAGUGCGACGCCAUCGCCCAGCACCACGCCUUCCUCUCCAGCAUCCACUCCACCAUGUUGGACGAGGACUUCCCCGCCGAAGGGUCGCCCAAUGCGCCGGACCUGAGCCUGGGCCGCUUUGACUUCGAGGUGUCGGACUUCUUCCUCUUCGGCUCCCCACUCGGCCUGGUGCUGGCCAUGCGGAGGACGGUGCUGCCCGGCCUGGAAGUCUCCCAGGUGCAGCCGGCCUGCAACCAAGUGUACAGCCUGUUCCACUCGGCCGACCCCUCGGCCUCCCGGCUGGAGCCCCUCCUGGACCACCGGUUCCACCUUCUUCCCCCCUUUGCGGUGCCCAGGUUCCAGAGGCACCCCAGGGGAGACGGGCGCUCUCCCCUCCUAGUGGACGCCCUCCAGGCCCACCAGGACCUCUUUGCGGAGGGGGAGGAUGACAAGGGGGAGUCCCGGCGGAGGGGCAGCACCGGCAGCACCAACAGCGAGAGCUCAGCCUCCACGGAGAGCCUGCUUCCCAGCAGCGUCACCAACAUCGCCUCCAAGUGGUGGGGCUCCAAGCGGAUCGACUACGCGCUCCACUGCCCGGGGGCGCUGACGGCCUUCCCCACGGUGGCCCUGCCCCACCUCUUCCACGCCAGCUACUGGGAGUCCGCCGACGUGGUGGCCUUCAUCCUCCGACAGGUGAUGCGGUUCGAGGAAGCGGUCAGCGAGAAGGAGAGCCACAACGCGGAGCUCGGGGCCCCGGUCCCCUCCAACCCCAGGGAGAAGUGGCUGCGGCGGAGGACCCAAGUCAAGCUCCGGAACGUGACCGCCAACCACCGCUCCAACGACGUCAUCGCAGCCGAGGGAGGCCCCCAAGUGCUGGUGGGGCGCUUCAUGUAUGGACCCCUGGACAUGGUGGCCCUGACCGGGGAGAAGGUGGACAUCCUGGUGAUGACGGAGCCCUCCUCCGGGCGCUGGGUCUGCUUCGACACUGAGAUCACCAACAGCAGUGGGAGGGUCUCCUACGCCGUUCCCAAGGAGAAGCGCCUCCCGGUGGGGGUCUACCCCAUCAAGAUGGUGGUCAGGGGCGACCAGAGCAGCGCCCUGAGCUUCCUGACGGUCCUCCCGCGCGGGAUGGAGUGCGUGGUCUUCAGCAUCGACGGCUCCUUCGCCGCCAGCGUCUCCAUCAUGGGCAGCGACCCCAAGGUCCGGGCCGGGGCCGUGGACGUGGUCAGGCACUGGCAGGACCUGGGCUUCCUGAUCCUGUACAUCACGGGCCGGCCGGACAUGCAGAAGCAGCGCGUGGUCUCGUGGCUCUCGCAGCACAACUUCCCCCAAGGCAUGAUCUUCUUCUCCGACGGACUCGUCCACGACCCCCUCCGCCAGAAGGCCAUCUUCCUACGGAACCUGGUCCAGGAGUGCCACAUCCGGAUCUGCGCGGCCUACGGCUCCACGAAGGACAUCUCGGUCUACGGCGCCCUGGGCCUCUCCCCGUCACAGAUCUACAUCGUGGGCCGGCCGGCCAAGAAGUACCAGGCGCAGUGCCAGUUCCUGAGCGAGGGCUACGCCCUGCACCUGUCCUGCCUGGAGGGCCCCCUCCCCGCACGGCCCAAGAAGCCCCCCUGCGCACCCCCUCCCCCCUCCCCCGCCCCCUCCUCCGCCCCUCCCCCCACCCCGUCCCCCUCCUCCUCCUCCUCGUCGCGCCUGAUCCUGCGCAAGGGCAGCUUCGGCCUCCCCUCCCAGCCGGACUUCCUCCGCAAGCGCCGCCACCUCCGCCGUGCCCUCUCCGUCCAGCAGCCCGAGCCCCCCGGACCCCCCGCUGCCCCCAAGCCUGAGCGCGCCCAGAGCCAGCCCGAGCGCGGGGGGGGCCCUCCUCCCGCCUGGGGUCGCGCCAAGUUCGAGCCCGCCCCGUAGCCGCCAAUGGUCCGUCCGUCUGUCUGUCCGCCGGCGUCAAAAGGCCGCCGCUUGUCCCUUCUGGGUCGCCGCUUAUGGGGCAGCAAUGUCGGUGCAACAAUCAAGUAGAGGAAUGCAAUGACCGGUCAAGGGAGGUUGUCACCCUCACCAUUUGAGGUCAUCAUGCGACUCUGGAGAGACCCCGCCCACUCCUGUCCGAACAUGCGUGUGUGUCGUCUUGUGAAACGUGGUGGAGCGUGACCCCAAAGGCCCCCCUCAUCCCGUGUGGGUCUCGCGGACAUGAUGCCCCCCCGUGUGGACACACGUGUGCAUGACGACUGGGUGUGCACAUCCCACGUCUCCGUUGCCGUUGGGAAACAGAUCCCACCUUGGAUCGGGGAGAGUCAGCAAGCAAACCGUGGUUAAACAACUAGUCAGUCAGGUAACCAAGCAGUCAACCAAUCAAGCAACCAAUCAGUCAACCAAUCAAUCAAGCAAGCAGUCAACCAGUCAACCAAAAUCAACCUAACCAGCAUGCAAGCACGCAACGAAUCAAUCAACUGAUCAGUCAACCAAUCAAGCAAGCAAGCAGUCAACCAGUCAACCAAAAUCAACCAAACAAGCAUGGGAGCAAGCAACGACUCAUUCAAACAAUCAACCAAACAAACAAACAAGCAACCAACCAAUCAGUCAUCCAACCAAUCAAUCAAGCAAGAAAGCAAGCUAGGAAACAACCAAUCAAUCAAUCAAUUAAUCAACCAAACAAUCAAGGGAGUAACAAAUCAAACCAACCAAUCAGUCCACCAAACUAUCAACCCAACAAACAAUCAACCAGUCAACCAAAAUCAACCAAACAAUCAAUCAAUCAAUCCAUUAAUCAAUCAACCAGUCAACCAAAAUCAACCAAACAAGCAUGGGAGCAAGCAACGACUCAUUCAAUCAAUCAACCAACCAAACAAGCAAGCAACCAGUCAGUCAUCCAACUAAUCAAGCAAGCAAGCAAGCAAGGAACCAACCAACCAACUAACCAACUAAUCAGUCAACCAAACACUCAACCAACCAACCAAUCAAUCAAUCAAACAAGCAAGCAAGGAAGCAACCAACCAACCAACUAAUCAGUCAACCAAACACUCAACCAACCAAUCAAUCAAACAAGCAAGCAAGGAACCAACCAACCAACUAACCAACUAAUCAGUCAACCAAACACUCAACAAACCAACCAAUCAAUCAAACAAGCAAGCAAGGAAGCAACCAACCAACCAACUAAUCAGUCAACCAAACACUCAACCAACCAACCAACCAAUCAAUCAAUCAAACAAGCAAGCAAGGAAGCAACCAACCAACCAACCAACUAAUCAGUCAACCAAACACUCAACCAAUCAAUCAAUCAAGCAACCAACCAACCAACCAAACAAUCAAGGGAGCAACAAAUCAACCAACCAACCAAUCAGUCCACCAAACUAUCAACCCAACAAACAAUCAACCAAGCAAGCAAGUCAAUAACCAAUAAUUCAACCAAACAAUCAAUCAACCAACACAUCCACGAAGCAAGCAGGCAACCAAUCAAGCAAGUGAAGAGACGGUGCUCCGUGAUGGCAGGAAUGGGACUGGACUAGAUGGCCUUUGGGGUGCCCGGGGUCCCCCUCACGUGUUCCGUGUGUUGCUUCUCGGUGUCUCUAGGCAGGAGAGGAGGACCCGGAUACCUACGGACCCCCUCUUCUGGCCUCACGUGGGUGCACUUUUGGGGGGACGGGAUCUCUCUCUCUCUCUCCCUCUCUCUCUCGCAACGGUGUCUGUCUGACAUGUCAAAUAAACACCUUCUUUGCCUUUG